CACACACACUCUGCUUGCCCAGUCCCGGGGCCCAGCACGGUCCCAAGGCCGAGCUACUGCACAGUCCUCUGAAGAAGAGUGUCCCGGGGUCUGGCAUGAGGACCGUGGGGAGGGGCUGCAGCCAGGUUCUGUGGUCAGGGCGGACAGAAUGACUGAGAACAUGAAGGAGUGCUUGGCCCACACCAAGGCGGCUGUAGGGGACAUGGUGACAGUAGUGAAGACAGAGGUCUGCUCACCACUCCGGGACCAGGAGUAUGGCCAGCCCUGCUCUCGGAGACUGGAGCCAUCUUCCAUGGAAGUUGAACCUAAGAAACUAAAGGGAAAACGUGACCUCAUCGUGACCAAAAGCUUCCAGCAAGUGGACUUCUGGUUCUGCGAGUCCUGCCAAGAGUACUUUGUGGAUGAAUGUCCGACCCAUGGUCCCCCCGUGUUUGUGUCUGACACACCAGUGCCUGUGGGCAUCCCAGAUCGGGCGGCCCUCACCAUUCCACAGGGCAUGGAGGUGGUAAAGGAAGUUGGUGGAGAGAGCGAUGUGCGGUGUAUAAAUGAAGUCGUCCCCAAGGGUCACAUCUUUGGCCCCUAUGAGGGGCAGAUCUCUACCCAGGACAAGUCAGCUGGCUUCUUCUCAUGGCUGAUUGUGGACAAGAACAACCGCUACAAGUCCAUAGAUGGGUCAGAUGAGACCAAGGCCAACUGGAUGAGGUACGUGGUCAUUUCCCGGGAGGAGAGGGAGCAGAACCUCCUGGCCUUCCAGCACAGCGAGCGCAUCUACUUCCGGGCAUGCCGAGACAUCCGGCCAGGAGAGCGGCUGCGGGUCUGGUACAGCGAGGACUACAUGAAGCGUCUGCACAGCAUGUCCCAGGAAACCAUCCACCGCAACCUGGCCCGGGGAGAGAAGAGAUUGCAGAGAGAGAAGGCUGAGCAAGCCCUGGAUAACCCAGAAGACCUAAGGGGUCCCUCCCAUUUCCCUGUGUUGAAGCAGGGCAGAAGUCCUUACAAGCGCAGCUUUGAUGAGGGGGACCUCCACCCUCAGGCCAAGAAGAAGAAAAUAGACCUCAUCUUCAAGGACGUCCUGGAAGCCUCACUGGAGUCUGCUAACGCGGAAGGCCGCCAGCUGGCCCUGAGCACCUCCCUGGUCAUCCGGAAAGUCCCCAAGUACCAGGACGAUGACUAUGGUAGAGCUGCCCUGACACAAGGCAUCUGCAGGACCCCAGGGGAAGGGGACUGGAAGGUCCCUCAAAAGGUGGCCAAGGAGCUAGGCCCACUGGAAGAUGAAGAGGAGGAGCAUACGUCGUUCAAGGCCGACAGCCCCGCUGAGGCCUCUCUGGCAUCUGACCCCCACGAGCUGCCCACCACCUCCUUUUGCCCUAACUGCAUCCGACUGAAAAAGAAAGUGCGGGAAUUGCAGGCGGAGCUAGAUAUGCUUAAGUCUGGAAAGGUGCCUGAGCCUCCCAUUCUGCCACAGCAGGUACUGGAGCUCCCAGAGUUCUCAGAUCCUGCAGCUUCAGAGAGUAUGGUCUCCUGCCCAGCCAUCAUGGAGGACGACGACCAGGAAGUGGAUUCUGCAGACGAAUCUGUCUCCAAUGACGUGAUGACGGCAACCGACGAACCCUCCAAGUUGUCCUCUGCCACGGGACGCCGCAUCCGGCGCUUCAAGCAGGAGUGGCUGAAGAAGUUCUGGUUCCUAAGGUACUCCCCGACCCUCAACGAGAUGUGGUGCCAUGUGUGCCGCCAGUACACGGUGCAGUCCUCACGCACGUCCGCCUUCAUCAUCGGCUCCAAGCAGUUCAAGAUCCACACCAUCAAACUGCACAGUCAGAGUAACCUGCACAAGAAGUGCCUGCAGCUGUACAAGCUGCGCAUGCACCCGGAGAAGACAGAGGAGAUGUGCCGCAACAUGACCCUGCUCUUCAACACUGCCUACCACCUGGCACUGGAGGGAAGGCCCUACCUCGACUUCCGGCCACUGGCAGAGCUGCUGCGUAAGUGCGAGCUCAAGGUGGUGGACCAGUAUAUGAAUGAGGGGGACUGCCAGAUCCUCAUCCACCACAUCGCCCGGGCACUGCGAGAGGACCUGGUGGAGCGCAUCCGUCAGUCACCCUGCCUCAGCAUCAUCCUGGAUGGGCAGAGUGACGACCUCCUGGCUGACACGGUGGCCGUCUAUGUGCAGUAUACCAGCAGCGAUGGGCCCCCGGCCACAGAAUUCCUAUCCUUGCAGGAGCUAGGCUUCUCCAGCACAGAAAGCUAUCUCCAGGCUCUUGACCGGGCCUUUGCUGCUCUGGGCAUCCGCUUACAGGAUGAGAAGCCAACUGUGGGCCUGGGAGUCGAUGGGGCCAACAUCACCGCCAGCUUGCGUGCCAGCAUGUUCAUGACCAUCCGCAAGACGCUGCCAUGGCUGCUGUGCUUGCCCUUCAUGGUGCACCGGCCACACCUGGAGAUCCUGGAUGCCAUCAGUGGGAAGGAACUGCCCUGUCUAGAGGAGCUGGAGAACAACCUGAAGCAGCUCCUCAGCUUCUACCGCUACUCACCACGCCUCAUGUGUGAGCUGCGCUCCACGGCCUCUACCCUGUGCGAGGAGACUGAAUUCCUGGGAGACAUCCGUGCCGUGAGGUGGAUCAUCGGUGAGCAGAAUGUCUUGAAUGCCCUUAUCAAGGAUUACCUGGAAGUGGUGGCCCACCUGAAGGAUGUCAGCAGCCAGACACAGCGGGCAGACGCUUCCGCCAUAGCCCUGGCCCUGUUGCAGUUCCUCAUGGACUACCAGUCCAUCAAGCUCAUCUACUUCCUGCUGGAUGUGAUUGCCGUGCUGUCACGCCUGGCCUACAUCUUCCAGGGAGAGUACCUACUGGUGUCACAGGUGGAUGACAAGAUCGAGGAGGCAAUCCAGGAGAUCAGUCGGCUUGCAGACUCCCCGGGAGAGUACCUGCAGGAAUUUGAGGAGAAUUUCCGAGAGAGCUUCAAUGGGAUCGCUGUGAAGAACCUCAGGGUGGCAGAGGCCAAGUUUCAGUCUAUCAGGGAGAAGAUCUGCCAGAAGACACAGGUCAUUCUGGCUCAGAGGUUCGACUCCCGAAGCCGGGUCUUUGUGAAGGCCUGCCAAGUGUUCGACUUAGCCGCCUGGCCCAGGAACAAUGAGGAGCUUCUGAGCUUCGGCAAGGAAGAUAUGGUUCAGAUCUUUGACCACUUGGAAGCCAUUCCUGCCUUCUCCCGGGAUGUGUGCCGUGAAGGGAUGGACCCCCGGGGGAGCCUGCUGAUGGAGUGGAGAGACCUCAAGGCUGAUUACUACACCAAAAAUGGCUUCAAAGACCUCAUAAGCCACAUCUGCAAGUACAAGCAGAGGUUUCCGCUCUUGAACAAGAUCAUUCAGGUCCUUAAAGUUCUCCCCACCUCCACUGCCUGCUGUGAGAAAGGCCGAAGUGCCCUCCAGCGGGUCCGCAAAAACCACCGCUCACGCCUGACCCUGGAGCAGCUCAGUGACCUGUUGACGAUUGCUGUGAACGGACCACCCAUCGCCAGCUUUGAUGCCAAGCGAGCCCUGGACAGCUGGUUUGAGGAGAAGUCUGGCAACAGCUACACACUUUCAGCCGAGGUCCUCAGUAGGAUGUCUGCCUUGGAGCAGAAGCCCAUGCUGCAGGCUGUGGACCAUGGCUCUGAAUUCUACCCAGACAUGUAGGGGGGCUGCGCUCCAGAGGCCACAAAGACGGUGAAUAUUUUUUUAAUCUAUACUCAUAAGCUUUGAUAUAUUAUAUAAAUAUAUAUUAUAUUAUAUUAUAUAUAUAUAAACCCACACUGAAAUUUUUUUAAAAACUAAGUUAAUUAUGUCCACCAGAAGCCACUGGCAGCUUUCAGAAAGGAGCAGUGUUGGCAACUGACUUUUGUCUCCGCACUUGGCAGCUGCAGCCUACACGGCAACCCAUCUUCACUCACACAAGCGUGUUACGGGGCCACACGUGUUCCCACCCAACAGUCAAAGCGGCAUAAGCUAAAUGACGGUUCUCUUGUCACUUGUAGGUGACUUGUUCUGUUUCUGUUCUCAUGUAUUGGUUGAGGUCUGGGGGUUGGGUGCUUGGCUUCUCCUUUUAGGUAUGGUUUUAUGACUGGGGGCCUCCGUGGUCUCCACAUUGGCAUUCUGGUCUAGAUACACUACAUCGGGGUUUUCAUGGGGAUGAAUUGGAUUUCUGGACUGGACUAUCAGGUCUUUCUCCCCUCGCCUGACUUUAGCUUGGGAGACCUUUCGUUUUUCAUUUCCUGAUUGAUCCCUUCCCUCGUCCCUCGUCCCACGUCAAAUGCAUCUCCCUCAACUGUGAGCCCACUCGCUCCCCCAUGUCACCUCUCCCAGCCCCAUGUCAGUUCCUUUCUUCCGGCCUCUGGAGUUUAAAGGUAUGAGCUGUUACACUGAAUGCAAUUGUUUUUUCACAUUUGAGCUUGAAAUCUUGGGAGGGGACGGAAAGGUAAACUUUAUGCCUCCCCCUCCUUUCCAGCCACUGGGGGAUAAAGUAUAUACGUCCAUUUAGAUCUUGGGCUGUUGGGGAGACAAUGAGCCAAGUGAUCUAAACUCCAACAGGACCACAUUUUAUUUAUUUUUUUUUUGGCUAAAACCAGGUAAAAUGAAAAGUGUAUAUUCAAUUUUCACAUUUUUUUUGUCUUUAUAAUUAAGGAAUGUGUUGCGGGGUUUGUGUUUCUUCUCGUAAUCAAGGAGUAGCUGUUUUGUAGUUCAAGGGCGGAAUCUAUCAAUGCAAGUCGUGCCCUGGGCUACAGAGAACUCAGAGAGUGCCUAGAGAGGUUGUUCCUUUGCAAAAGGCUGACGACCUGCUCCUCAGCCUGGCAGGGAAGUCACAGGACACCAGGCAGGGUUCUCUGCCUCUGAACUCUUCCUAUUUUGAAUAGAGUUGAGAUGUCCUAUAGAAAAGGAGAAAACAGAAGGUGAGGCGGGGUUCUCAAGGUACAAGCAUGUAUACAUACUUACACACACAUACAUAUACACACGCACACAUACACACAUACACACACACACAUAUAUUUCAACUACAUAUAAGCUUUAGAAAUGCCUCUUGCCUCCCCCCAUGGGGUGGGGGCAGACAGUGGUUUAAACAAGAGGAGCCUGACCAAUGUUCAUUUACCUACCAGUAUACCUCGCGAAGAGUUUUCAGAAAUGUGCAUGAGCUGUUUAAAACCUUCUCUGCAGUUUCCACAUCCGACCUCUGCAGUCAGUGCAGAUCCCAGAAUGUGGAUACAGGGUUGUCUUUGGGGAAGGGAGGAAGAUCUGAAGGACCUGCCCGUGGUCAGUUCUGCAGAGAACUGUCCCUCUCCUUCAGUGGGGCACUGGGGAUCCAACCCCAUGCCCUCAACCUACCUGGCUGGGUCUAUAAGUAUGUGGUAGCUUUCUUCCUUCUGGGUUCGUCUCACCUCUGAGGCCUCACGGAAAUGUCAUUAACACUGAACAUGUUGCUACCCUUUCCUGGUUCUGCAGUCUGCCCGUCCUCCCUCAGAUCCUCCCUUUGCCUCCAUGGUCUUGGUGCUAAGAUAACUUUAGAAUCAUUGCUGCUAGCCAAUAGCUUUUCAUGAUAUAAAUAUUAUAUAUAUAUUAUAUUAUUUUUGAAAUGUUUUUGUUUUCAACAGUGAUGUAGCAUGUUAAAACAAACAAAACUGAAGAAACUAAAACCUGGGUCUUUCCAACUGUCCCACUGCCAGGCCUCUUAUGCUGCCUUCUUCAACAAGUUGAUACACCCCCGCCUGGUGACUUCCACCCCUCAUCUCACUCUGGUCCCCACCUCUGAGCAGGGAGAGUUAGCAGGAACUAAAUAGGAAAAUGCAAAGCCCCUUUCAGAGGCCUGGGAAUCCCCAGCCUCAGUCCCCUUGCCCACCCACGCUGAGCUUGUGUCUCUCUCCAGCUGCCCCUCCUACCCUGGGCCAAGCCUAGCUGGAGCCACACGGGCUGCUGUUGUGAAGCACAAGGUCUCCACUUGCCUGCCUAUCUCCUCCCCGGGACCCUGUCUCCUUACAGAUGCAGGCUUUGGUCUGGGACAUUUUCAUUGAAAAUCUAAUGGGCCAAGGUUGGUUCAGAGUAUUGAUGGCUGGCAAGGCGGGUCUCCCAUGGGCAGCCUGCAGGCAUCAACAGUGGCCUGGGUCUUUCCUUCUUGCCAAUGGUUGCCUUACACCUCUCCUUCCCAGUGCAUGGGGCUUCCUCACCCAGGAAGGGACCUCUCCCAGAUGGCCCUAAGCCAGACAUGUGAAACCAGGACUGACCAUUCCCUCCCAAGGGGCUGUAGCUGGGUGAGCUCAAGUCUCAGGCAAGGAGACAGGUUGUGCCAGGCCAAGCCAGUGUUACCCGGGUCUCCUCAAGAUACCCAGGAGCAGUGGCCCUGCCUUGUGACCUAGAAGAAUGAGCUGUUCUGGCAGCAUCACGUGACUGCAGAGUCACCCAUUCACUGGUCCUCUGCCUCUCCAACCCCACUUCUGCCCUCUGCUGCAAUGGCCUCUGCCUCAGAGCCACUGAAAAGCUGAGCUCUCCUGUUGUCUUACAUUUGGUCUCUGAAACUCUGGGUGCUGGGGACUCUGGAUGCAGACAAGCAGGGAGGUGACAGAUGCUGUACGGGCCACUUUGCCUUGGGAUAAUGAAAGGGAAGCUGAGGGUGAACCCCUUGCAGUCUUUUCUCAGCUUGGAUGCUCCCUGGGAGGGUCAGGGAGUUCCAUAUGUGAUGCCCUGUGAUUUCUGGCCUAUUCUCACACUUCCCUUGAAGAAAGGCUUGGGUCAGCCCACCAUUUCAUGUCUGGACGUAGAACCAUAUGCCUGGCUCACCUCAUAUCUUGGCUGGGUUAACAGACUGUGGGGAGGUAGGGCUUAGAGUGUAAAUGUCUCUGGAGUAGAACUGGUAGUCACGGGCACAGAAUGAAAUGUAUCUGUGGGGCUGAGAUUUAUUCCCUCGGGGCUAAUUGUGGCUUUCACUGGCUCACAUCGAGUAGAGCAGGAAGUGGGGCAGUGUGGAAGGCUGAGGCUCGUGGCUGUUGUGCCAAAUGGGUACCUUGCUGAACCCUCGGAGCAAAGGAAAACAAUGACCACUGAGGCCGAUGGCCCACUCAGCUCCGUGGGCAGCUCCUGCCCUGUUAGAAUCCCUCCAGAGACAGCAGAGUGCAGGCACCACAGGUGCCAGGGCUUUUGUUUUGUAAUGUCUGUGUGCAGCGUCUCAUGAUGUCAGGUCCAGCGGCCUUCCCUCAUCCUCCCUGGGGAAAGAGAGCACACGGAGCUCCAGGGCCCUGUGUCGCCAGGUUCUGCCCGGAGCCCUGAAUCUGAGGUCCCCAGAGCUUCAGCCCUCUGCGCAGAGUGUGUGUUCCCAGCCUGAGUUGUUCUGCUGAGGGUUCUGUUCGGCUUGUUCGCACCAGAUUUUGGUGUGAUCUUUGAUUUUGAGCAAGGACCUUGGAGUGACCUGAAGCACCUUUUAAAUGUCUUUCAUUUGUUUGGAGGGAAUAGGGAAAGGUGUGGAGAGAGUAGACAUGGCCGUAUAGAGGGAGGAAUGGACUUAAGAUGUUACCCAGCCUGGGCUUUGACGACUGGUAGCUCACUGCUGCCCACCUGGAGCCGAUGAGGCCCCAGCCUGGAGAGGCUGGAUGGGUUGAGGUCUAAUUUCUAGAAAACUCCCUUGUUUGCAUUUCUCCCCCCUUGGAAGAAAUCCCAACCCGUUUUCGGUAUAUAGUCUGGGUUAAAUUCUAACCCAGCUUUGUGCUCUUUUGUUUUCUUUUUGUGGUCCAUGCACCCCAUUGGGGGACAGGCCCCAGGUUCCCUGGAGCUCACGUGUGCCCUGGAUAUCCUCUAAGAAGCAGCCCAGCCAGACUGGGCUAGCAACUGAAGCAGGGAGAGUGAGCCUCCAGAGUGAGGAAAGGAGGGCACAGCCAGCAGUUAAGCUGGGAUCGCUCCCUUAUACACUGCCCUGGAUUCCAAUUUGGCUGUUUCUCCAAUCCUGGAGGGGGGAAAGUGUACCAGGUGUGCAUGGUCCUUCUCCUCAGAGGAAUGCUCUUUCCUAGUCCUCUGUUAGUCAGGGUCAUUUUAAGAGUCUUUGAGGUAAUCUUUGCAUGUUAGUGAGAGGGAGAAAAAGUGCCCUUUGGAGAGGAAAAUAGUACAGCCCUCCUCUUCGAUCUAGCACUCUCUCCCCUUCCCCCAUCCCUUCAAGUGGUAUCACCCUAGAAAUACCUAUGCAAUCCAGUCUCCCUGGGGAGGCUGUGCAUGGAGGCAGGGGUAUGUGCAGUGAGUGUAUCAUACUGAUGCUAAGGUAUAUCAAUUGUAUAUACGGACAUAUACAGUACGUAUACAUGCAGAGUAAGAGAGUAAAUCACGUCUAUAUAUCUAUAAAUAAUAUCCUAUAUAUUUAUACAUUUUUUAUGUUUUAAAUAGAUAUAAAAAUAGUCUAUAGAGCUGGAAGGGUGGUGGGGAAGUCUGGUGCUGGGUUGGGCUAGGGGAAGGGGACAGGGCUCUGGAGAGGAGGUAGGAAUGCUCAUCAGAAUAGGUUACUAGCCGCUGAGGGGGGCGUCUUCCUUGGGGUGUUGGAGAGGAGGGCAGCUGUGUUCAGGCUCUCUCCAUGCACUUUCUCUCCUUUCCUGCCAGCAAGGCUGAGGCUGGAAGGAGAUACCCCCGAGCUCCGACUGCAGUACCCCUACCUCCCACCACCGCCAGCCCGCACUUAGCUGGUCAUUGCUGCUUAGCAGUGGGGGGUGGGACUUGGUCCCCGACCCCUAGUGGAGGGACCUCUGCACAAAUUCCCCAAUACCCGCCCCUGUCAGGAAUGAGCAACGUUGAUGGCAAUAGGAAAGGGGCACCUGGGAUGAACAAUUAUCCAGAAAGACGACGACGUCAGCCCCAUUCCCCGGAUGCCUCUGCCCCCCCCCCGGGAGGCCAAGCCUCUAAAGUACAACCGUCCUGGCCACCUUCACCUAUUCAACCACUGUCUCUAGAGCACUGGGAGUUGAGGAGGGCAGCGUGAGCUUUAGGUAGCGCUGCCUUUCCCCAUGCAGAGGCCCCCCCCUGGUGGAAGAGAUGUAUCUGCACACUGACAUUUUCAAUGGCAACUCAAGUUCAGGAGCAGGGCCCUGGCCCACCCGACCCUGCACAGCUGCAGCAGCUGUUGGCUGUACUCAGGACAAUGUUGUCCCCUCUUCCCAAACCAACCAAGCAGCCCAACCUCCUCCUCUGUGACAGCAGGUUUAGGUUUAGUUCACAAACACUGUUCUCAUUCUGUGACCAGAUACCCAAGCCCACUCUUUCUGGGGAGGGUAUCUUCUUCAGCUUGUCCCCAGGCAACACCCCCCCUCAAGCUGGGUGGGGGUGUCUGGGGUCCCUGGGAGUCCCGGCUGCUUGUGCAGCCCAGAUGGGAGUCAGAAGCUCCCAACUCCUCAAUUUCCUUCUCUCUCCUGGAAGCAGAAGGGGUCUGAUGACAGAUCCCUCCCUGCUCUUGAGAGCAGCCUGCCUUUGGGCUACAUAAACACACUCAUUUCUCAUACCGAGCCUUCGCAGGUCUCCCCCUGCUUUUCCUCACCAUCCUACCAACGGACCUCAGUCUCCAGCAGACCAGUCCUGUACCACAGUUGAGACCAGGUCUGCUCUGCCAAUGCCCACCUCCUUGAGCCACAGCUAGCUGCCAACUGGGCUGAACACCUUCUAGUGCCUGGCUCAGUGGAGUUCAGGACCAAUGGCCCAAGCCUUCCUCCAGCUACAGUGGGUCAGAGCUUGGCCAGGGGAUAGGCAUUCUCAGUAGCAAUCCCACAAUGCACUGUACCUCAGAGAGAGAGAACACGCCACAGGGCAUCGAGUGAACCAGCCUCCAUGCAGAGGGGGCAACGGCUCACAAUACUGCUCAGGAGAAGACAAAGGUCAGGCUGUCCUAGGGCACCCCUCAGUCUACCCUUUGGCCUCUCCGGAAGAACCAGUAGUCUUUUUCAGCCCUGAUCUCUCUCCUCCUCUCCACCCCCAAGCUGCUGAACCAUUUUUCAUGUCAAUCACAAAGAAAAAAAAUAAAGUGGGGGUGGGGAGGGAACUCCUAGGAGCCUAUUACCACAUGCAUAUUAAUAUGUUAAUACUUUCUUUAUUAAAAACAAUUCUCAAUGUUAUUAUUUGGCAGACUGUGCUUUAUAGUACCUGUGUGUCGGGGCUAGAACACUGGAUACAAAUAGAGCUAUGCUGGUUUAUAAUCUGUAUGCAGCGUCUUUCCUUUUGUCACAUUAUCCUCGUAAUGUAAGAAGAUUAUUAAUAAAAGCAUUUAAAUUGA
This is a messenger RNA of Rattus norvegicus (Norway rat), 10247 nucleotides long. RefSeq names its product PR/SET domain 11 (gene Prdm11). Gene Ontology annotation, cellular component: cytoplasm; nucleus. Lineage: Eukaryota; Metazoa; Chordata; Mammalia; Rodentia; Muridae. The record is from RefSeq and is a predicted model, not a curated record.